GUUAAAUUGGGUAAAUUUAAUUUAUAUUUUAUAAUCAAAUUUUAUUCUUUUCUAGGAAUGUAAUAUAUUGUGAAUUGUCGUUCAUUUUUUGUUCGCUCUAAAUAUCAAGUUAUUUGUUUUAUAAACAUUUCAAUUAGUUUUGUGUGUUUUAUAUAUUUUUAUAACAAAAAUUAAUUUUAAUUUAACUUUAAAAUUUGGUAAACAUUUUAGGUUUAUUUAUAAUAUUUAGAAUGAUUCUCAAAUGCAAAAUUUAUUUUUUUAUAUUGCCCUUUAUCUUUUACAAAAUCGGCACAAACGCUUUAAUAAACGAUUAUAUAUUUAAAAUAAGUGGUUAUUUGGGUUAUAAUAGUGCAGGCAAAAACGAAAUAGAUUCAAAAUCAAACGAAUUUGAUCAAAAUGUGCCAUAUGAAGUAUCUAUAAUUGACCAGAAAUUUAUAAGUGAAGCUGCAAAACUAACAGGAGUGUCUCUUUCAGAGCUUGAUUCUUGCCAACAAAGGGUGGUAUUAAAGUUGAAGAAUGAUUGUCAUAAAAUAAAUGAUGAACAGUUGGCCAAAAUGGGCGUUCAUUUAUUAAAUUGUCAAUCAUAUGUGGAAGGAAGAAAGAUAUUUCCAUGCAGUGAUGAAAUGACUAUUAAAGAUUGCACCAUAGAAAUGGAUUCUGAUACUUGGACUAGUUAUCAUAUAAUGAGUAACAGAGCCAAAGCUGUGUGUUAUAUGAUAAGACAGACUCAAUUUAGAGGCCUUGCUGAACACACAGUUAAUCGUUUAAUGGAUGCUACUAAAGACCAAUUAAAAAAUUUGGAGAAAAUCACUACAAGACAAGAAAAUAUUAAUGAUCUAGUGCAAAAUACUUUUGAGUCUUUAAAUCAAGCGCAAACAGAACUUCUGACACAACAACAGGAUAUUCAAAGAGCACAAUUUCAUGGGCAGCUUGUGCUUGAAAAUAAUAUAGUACGUCUUAUAGAAGAAAAACGUUUGAUAAACCAUAGUCACAAUAAAGUAGUGAAUAUAUUACAGGAAGUUUUCGCUAAACUUAAUUGUUCUGCCCAAGUAAUUGAAAAUCAAAAUAUUGGAAUGCAAGAUAAGCACAAGGAAUUAUUAGAAAGUGUAAUUCUUAUACAAUCAAAAAUUGAGGACUUAUUCAAUAAAAUUGAUACUUAUUUGAAACAUGUUCUUAAACAAAACAAAGCUUUUGAAAAGCAGUACGAGUCCACAUUUAAUGAUUUAAAGGAAAUAAAUAGAACGAUUAAUAUUAUGAUGCAUUUUGUUAAAUACACUGGGAAUGUCGUUGAAACUAAGUUCGCAUGGAUUGUAAAAGUAUUAGGAGCAAAUGACGAUGCACUCCACAAAUUGAAUUUAAUUUUGGAGCAUGUAGGUUUUAUCUUAAUAACAAUGCUUAUAUGCGCUUUUUUAUCGGCAAGUUUAAGCAGUAGAAUAAUUGUAAUCAGUAUGCCAUUGUUAAAUUUAUUAUUGGCUUGGCAUGGAGAGAAGCACAUGACCAUACUACUACUGACUGGAGUCAUAGCAGCACUAAAGACAGGUUAUAUAUUAUAUAUCAGUUUAAUUAAGCUUAGAAGUAACUUUUUCCAAAAAACUGAAUCUAAAAGGACACCCUGGGUAACAUCAGAAGAAAGUACAUCUAAAUUAAAAUAUCGAAGACAUUCAGAGAGCGAUGAAGAAGUAGAUGGAGACGAAACUUCUCCAUUAAAAAUUAACAGUUCUUCGGUGUUACGGUCAAGAGCUAGAAGUAACACUCCAUUAUUGCUAAAUGACUACCAUAAGGAAUUAUGUCAUGCUCGAACGAGAGCAGGAACUCCUUGCAAACUGUUCUCUAUACAUGGAAGAGAAUAUUGUAGAAGACAUCAAAAUGAACACUCGAUAAUGGGAUAGAAUAUUUUUUUUGUAUAGUCAAAUUUUAUAUCAAAGAUAGAGGGUGUCUCAGAAAUAAGUGCAGAUAUUUUAACUGGUAGUAUAUUCCGACCACAGAAACACGCCUAUGAGUUUUUUGCGAAAAAAAAUUGUUGAAAAUUUUAAAUAUUUCUUGGUAUUUUCUGGGAAAUUUUAAAAAACUUUUUAGUGCCACUUGUUUAUUCACCUGAGAUUUCUCUACAGUAGGUGUAUCCCUGCAUUGGGAUUCUGUAAGCUCCGUAGCAAGAAAUUUCCUGUCUAGCCUAUGCUAUUUGUAUACGAUUGAUGAGUCACUAGACAAGAGAAGUGUUUACAGAAUCGGGCCUCUGGUGUAUCUGAACCUUCCAGUGUUGCCACCUCCUACGUUAUCCACAUUCUACAUAUUUCUUUAUACAAUUAACAGCAAUUUUAAAUUUCUACACAAAAAAUUAGGAAUGUUAAUUAAAAAAAAAACAAAUUUAUUAUUUUUAGUAUAUACACUCAAUGAAAACCUAACGGUAACCACCGAAUAUUAACUAAAAUAUUACUUUUGAAGUUUACGAAAAUCUUUAUUAUGCUCCAACAUAACUUUAUUUAGAGCUAAAAUUAAUAAAAUGUUUCAUCAUAUUAUUCACAAUCAGGCCACAAAAAAGAAUUUUCCAACAUGUUUAUCGUAAUUCCGAAUUCAAUAUAUCGAAAACAGAAUGACGAAUAACCGAUUCAUACGAACGGUGUUGCCAACUCGUGGGAAAUUUCCCGGUUCGUGGGAAAUUUUGAGAUCCAGAGGGAAAAGCGAAAUUUUAACUCAAAACACCAUAUUUGUGGGAAAUUUAAAUUCAUGUAUUAUUCGUAAAAAAAUAGUUAUCGUGUACACAUUUCUCAUCAGAGUGAGUAAAUUCAAACUAGCAUUACCGCAACUAAUACACACUUUUGUACACCCUCUCCACGAAUACACAGUGAAUUUUAAAUAAGGGCAAAUAUUUCUAGGCAUGGUAUAUUUCGAUACCUAGAAACGUACCACGAGUCCCUACAAUAUAUCGAUUAAAAUUUGUUAAUAAAUUCACUAGUUUUAAUUCAAAUUUUUAUUGAUUUUUACUCAAUUUAAUCUAAUAUUUUUAGAUACCUAUUGAUUGCAGAGGCAAAAUAAAACGCUGAUAACAGUUAUGCCAUACCCUUAAAGUUAGGCAACUGUCUCGACAAGCGUGUUUUGAUUGCUUUGGAAUCAACCGUUUUGUUUCUUUUUUUUUUUUCGUUUUUUUUUCUGUUUCAUUUUUAAAAUUUAAUACGAAUAUAAUUGCUUCGAAUGUCUUGAAUUUAAAAUUGUUGUAACUACGGCAACAUCGCUUAAUAUCGUCGCACUUGUCUAAAAAGGCGGAUUCUCACGACUCGUGUACUUGGCAAGUACGCCAAUAUUUGCGUACUUGGCAAGUAUACUAUCUUUGUAAACAACAUUUUUUGCAACAAGCUCGGCGCUCAUGCGCCUCGGCGAGUGACAUAUAAGUGUACAAGGAAAUCGCUCACACGACAUGGCAAGUAUAUGCCAAUAACCAAUGUUUGUACAAGCACACGAGUCGUGAGAAUCCGCCUUUAGAUUAAAAGUAGUAUGUAAAGUGGCGAUAAGAGAAAAUAAUUCUCAACAUCUAUUCAUUCAGAAAGGUAUUCAAAGUAGUGUGCGCUUUUCAAGGUGUUUUGUAUAUCAGUGGUUCAACUGAAGACAACACGGGAAAAGCCAGCUGUAUCCAUGUUAACUCGAGCCGAAAAAAAUGCAAUUACGCGUUGACUACUCUGUUUGUAUGGCAAAAAAGCUGAUCUCUGGGACUAAGCGUAUUAUUGCUUUCUUUGAUGGUACCUCGAAUAACGCUAACAUUUGCCUAUAAAGUUAUGUCGCUAUCAUAAUUUCUGUGAAAAUGUGACAUAUCUGGUUUUCCCGUGUAGUCUUCAAAUUAUGAUGAAGUCUAUAUGAAAAUAAUGUGUUAGAAAUGGGGACUGUUUUUUAGCAGUUAUUAUAAUAGCACGUAUAAGUAAAGCAGCAUAGUGAAGUGUAUUUUAGUUAAGUGCAUGUGUUGGCAAAAAGAGAACUGCCACAGUUACAUCGAUCUGUUAUAAGUAUCUUUUUUUAUAUGUUGUGGGUAAGUUUUUUUCUUUUAAUUUAUUUUGUGUAAUAAUAACACCAUCUUAAAAAAGUAAUGCAUCUGUGCAAUCUCUGCUAAACUUCUCAGGUGGUGUGAUUUUCUGAUUUAUUUUUAAGCAUAUACCUUCUUGACUAUGCUUAACACAGGGCGUCGAAUUACCUGAAAUCCGGGCACCGAUCCGGGUUAAUUGGAUGGUGUUGACGAUGUCUGCCGGCGGUUCUCAAAAUGUUGCCAUUAUUUUUUUUAAUUUUCUAAGUUUUCAAAAUUUUCAUUUUCAACUCGGUUAUUUUUAAUUUAUUUUAAAAAUGGUAAAGAGUAAAUAUGUUUCUUUUGACCAGAUCUACCGCCCCUUAAAAUUUCUGCACUUAUUUCUGAGACACCCUGUAUAGUCGUUAUCUAAUAUUAUUAUAUUUCUUUAAAGUUUUUACAGUGUGACAGAUACAAUCCGAUUAUAAGACAAUUUAAAAA
Messenger RNA from Sitophilus oryzae (rice weevil), 4486 nucleotides. Its product is annotated as protein brambleberry-like. The transcript is spliced from 7 exons. The coding region runs from base 231 to 1889 and encodes 552 amino acids. NCBI's taxonomy places the organism in Eukaryota, Metazoa, Arthropoda, Insecta, Coleoptera, Curculionidae. The record is from RefSeq and is a predicted model, not a curated record.